Pipistrellus nathusii (Nathusius's pipistrelle) is the source of this 1584-nucleotide messenger RNA. The record is from the annotation of a GenBank genome assembly. Lineage: Eukaryota; Metazoa; Chordata; Mammalia; Chiroptera; Vespertilionidae.
AUGGCGGCGGUGCUGAGCGCGGAGCGCCUGGAGGUGUCGGUGGACGGCCUGACGCUGAGCCCCGACCCGGAGGAGCGGCCGGGCGCGGAGGGCGCCCCGCUGCUGCCGCCGCCGCGGCCGCCGCCCUCGCCGCCCGGGGCCGGCCGGGGCCCGAGCGCCGCGGGGAGGCAGCCGGAGCCCGGGGCGGCGGCGGGGGGCGCGGCGGAGGAGGCGCGGCGCCUGGAGCAGCGCUGGGGCUUCGGGCUGGAGGAGCUGUACGGCCUGGCGCUGCGCUUCUUCAAAGAAAAAGAUGGCAAAGCAUUUCAUCCAACUUAUGAAGAAAAGCUGAAGCUUGUGGCACUGCAUAAGCAGGCUCUUUUGGGCCCAUAUAAUCCAGACACUUGUCCUGAGGUCGGAUUCUUUGACGUGCUGGGGAACGACAGGAGGAGAGAGUGGGCGGCGCUGGGAAACAUGUCCAAAGAGGACGCCAUGGUGGAGUUUGUCAAGCUCCUGAACAGGUGCUGCCACCUCUUCUCCACAUACGUCACCUCCCACAGGAUCGAGAAGGAAGAGCAAGAGAAGAAGAGGAAGGAGGAGGAGGAGCGCAGGCGGCGAGAAGAGGAGGAAAGAGAACGGCUGCAGAAGGAGGAAGAGAAACGCCGGAAAGAGGAGGAGGAGAGGCUCAGGAGGGAGGACGAAGACAGGAGGCGGCUGGAGGAGGAGAGGCUGCGGCUGGAGCAGCAGAAGCAGCAGAUAAUGGCGGCUUUGAACUCGCAGACGGCCGUGCAGUUCCAGCAGUACGCCGCCCAGCAGUACCCGGGCAACUGCGAGCAACAGCAGAUCCUGAUCCGCCAGCUGCAGGAGCAGCACUAUCAGCAGUACAUGCAACAGCUGUACCAGGUCCAGCUCGCCCAGCAGCAGGCGGCAUUACAGAAGCAGCAGGAGGUAGCAGUAGCGGGGGCUGCUUCGCCCACAUCCGCGAAAAUGAAUGCGGCUGGACCCAGCGAUAUGACGUCAGUUAACGGACAGGCCAGAACCCACACUGACAGCUCCGAGAAAGAGCUGGAGCCCGAAGCCGCCGAAGAAGCGCUGGAGAAUGGACCAAAAGACUCUCUUCCAGUAAUAGCUGCUCCCUCCAUGUGGACGCGCCCCCAGAUCAAAGACUUUAAAGAGAAGAUCCGGCAGGACGCGGACUCGGUGAUCACGGUGGGCCGAGGAGAGGUGGUCACCGUCCGCGUGCCCACCCACGAAGAAGGAUCCUAUCUCUUCUGGGAAUUUGCGACAGACAGUUACGACAUUGGGUUUGGGGUGUAUUUUGAAUGGACAGACUCGCCGAACACGGCUGUCAGCGUGCAUGUCAGUGAAUCCAGCGAUGACGAGGAGGAGGAAGAAGAAAACAUCACUUCUGAAGAGAAAGCCAAAAAGAACGCCAACAAGCCCGUGCUGGAUGAGAUUGUGCCUGUGUACCGGCGGGACUGUCACGAGGAGGUGUACGCCGGCAGCCACCAGUACCCAGGGAGAGGAGUCUACCUCCUCAAGUUUGACAACUCCUACUCUUUGUGGAGGUCAAAGUCAGUCUACUACAGAGUCUACUAUACGAGAUAA